Molecule: messenger RNA, 1780 nt
Organism: Branchiostoma floridae (Florida lancelet)
Lineage: Eukaryota; Metazoa; Chordata; Leptocardii; Amphioxiformes; Branchiostomatidae
Product: tumor necrosis factor receptor superfamily member 16-like
Exons: 11
Coding region: 247-1692 (481 amino acids)
Biological process (GO): signal transduction
Molecular function (GO): protein binding
Source: RefSeq, a predicted model, not a curated record
GGUUCCGCACUACUCCGAGUGAACACACGCCUUACGACUUUGUCCCAGUUCAGUGUUCUUUUAUAGUCAGGUUGGAGAGGCGUUGUUCAUGAAAAGUUGAUGUAGUGUGUUCUGAAAUCGACUAACCUGUUGCUGCGCUCACUUCUCACCGUGUAAAGCAGUGCCAACGAUCGAAUGCGUCGCUGAGAUUACGUCGGAACAAGACGCCCGAGUCCGAACGAAGAAUUCGCAGUCGCGUGUAUAGGAAUGCACACACUUGUUGAACGUAUGGAAGGGAUACCAACUAUGGACGUGAGGACUCUGGCUUUGGCGUUGUUGCUGUUGACUUCUGCUCAAGGACAGGCCUCAUGCCCGCAGGGAACGUAUUCGGCAUGGGGGGAGAAUCGGUGUUGUACAAGUAAAUGUGGACCAGGAACAUAUAUCGUGCAAUCCUGUUCCUAUGGCAAUCCUGAAGAUACGGUAUGUGAAGACUGUGGGGUAGACUACUACAACCCGUACCCUGACCAGUUCCACUGCCGAAGAAAGGACCUGUGCACCAAAGAGAACGAGGAGAUCAAGAUCCCAGGCAAUUCCACCGCAGACAACGAGUGCCAAUGCAAGAUCGGGUUCCACAAUAAUGUGGCUGAACUGUGUCUGAAUGGACCCGUGUGUCCACCCGGAAGUGGGGCAACGCGAACCGGGGAAUGCGAGACCUGUCCACAUGGAACAUUCAGUAACCUGACAUCGCACGUCCAACCAUGUAUCCUGUGGCAAAGUUGUGGCAUGUUUGGCUUCUUACAACUUCGACCGGGGACCAGCACGUCUGAUGCAGUGUGCAUAUCUCACCCCAUUGACCCUCUUCUGCCCACGGAACGGCCUGAGAUCAUCCCGGUUACUACUGCAGAUGAUGCUAACAACACGGACAACAUUAACGGUGGACGGCCUACUACAUGGUCUAAGUCCACAAUCAUCGGCAUGAGCGUGGGCGUUCCUGUUACGGUCAUCCUACUGGUACUGGUACUCAUCCUGGUCCUGCGCUGCCGAAGAGAGAACCGGCGUCAUAUAGAUUUGGAGAAUGGGCAGCACCCUGACAACAAGCCACCGCCGGGCCAACAGGAGACAGGGGCUGGAAACACGAACGACACGAUCGAUGGAGUGGGCACGGAGAUGGAACCUUUAACAGGCGAAUACAGGCACCCGAUAAGAGAGGAGAGAAAACAAGCGGCAUGUCCGCCAGACGACGGUAUUGAGAGCGGCGAUGACACCAGCAUGAGUGACAGCCUCUCUACCUUAUCCCGAGAGGGCGGAGCCGAGCCGGACAGUGACGUGGAGGAAACAAACCCCAAGAUGGGUACAAUGCAGUACUCCCACCUGAUUGCAGUGAACGAGGCGACAAUUGACUACAUAGUGGAUCAUCUCGGAAACAUGUACCUGCAGCUGGCCCGGUGUCUUCCUCUCCGCCAAGGUUGCAGCUUCACACCAACAGACCUUGACAGCCUGAGGCAGACAUCCACCUUCCAUUAUCUCAGAGAAGCAAUAAGAGAGACAGUGGAGAAAUGGAAGAGCAAGCAGGGCGAGGAGGCAAGCUUGGAGGGACUACUGGUCGGACUGACCGCCUGUGGCAGACAUGACAUGGUCGAAGACUUAUGUAGACUGAACAACGCUCGGAGACUCAGCAGGGGAGAGGAAAACAACCACGACAGUCUCCAGUGAUAUGAAGAGGCCCAUGCUGUGCAAAUAACUGCCGUUUUACCUGUUAUCGUUCAACGGCGCGUCUUAAGUAAAACGGCAUUUAUGACCU